AUGGCGCCCCGCAAUUUGUUCAGCACCUCACUGCCCCGCUGCGAUGGAGCUGCUCCGCCUCCGCUGCUUGUGCUGGGCAUGAUGGUGAAGCCCGCCGAGGUGCGAUUACGUCAAGUCAUGCGCUCGCUCUACCAGCAAGGCGUGCCGCUCUUCACUGACAUGGCUGAGAGGGUCAGCCUCCACUUCUUCUGCCUACGGGUUGUGUGGGAGGCACACCGCCGAAGUGGGAAUGAAACGGCCGAAGCGAUGGACAGUGAGACCAAUAACGCGCGUGACAUCUUCCUGCUAGACGAGACGCUCCCUGGUUCUCUCGCAGAUGCGCCAGAGACUGCCUGCAUCGCGCAGAUUGUUGAAUGGUUGCGCGUUGCGACGAGGCUGGUCCCGUGCACGAAGUUUGUGGGAUGGAUGGACGACGAUAUGCUCGUCAACCUGCAUCGAGUGGCCAUCUUCUUGCGAGAGAUGCAGCAGGUGAUUCCCAAGAACCAUGAAGCUGUGCUCGGUUGCAUGUAUCACCACCCCGGCUUCAACCUCACUGCCAGAGCCUUCUUGCCCAGUGGAUCAACACCGUGGUAUGUCGCCGACACGUACGAGCGGAGCGCCUUUGUGACACUAUCUACACCGUUUGCGACGCGCAUUGUCAACGCAGAGUCGACGGAGCUCUUCUUCAAGGACUACAGAGAUUAUAUGGGUGCAUGGGCGGGCCGGCCCAGGCGUGGAGGCUGCGUUGGCUUGGACGGAGACGUGACGUUUGGGCUGCUAGCUCACGCGGCCCGCCCAGCGCACGUCGCAUAUGUCACGCUGGGGCUGCAGUACGAGUAUUAUGUUUGGGAGGUGGCUGGCAAUUUCUUCCCCGCGUACGCGGUAGCCGUCCACAGCACGUUUGCGAAGAGGGAGUAUCAUCGCCUAAGUCGGCAAUGCAGGCGAUCCGCACCAUUCGGCAACGCCGGUCGCUGCGAGCCAGAGUUGGAAGGGAAGACCCGCACCCUGCGGUCAAGCGAGUUCACCAAAUCAGACUGUGCAAAGGUGGCCGCUCUCUUUGGCGACAGGGACCGCUCCAUCGGUCAAGAAGGCGCAUCUCAAGGAUGGACCAACGUCAGCAACUUCCUGCGAGCCACGUUGCAGAACGACACCGCGUGCUCUCGCACACAACGUACGGUGUCAAAUUCUCCGCAUACGCACGGCGCCGGCGCGAUCGCAUUCGGCGUCCUCAGCUUCGGCUUGACCUUCCUCGGGGUGCCGUCGGCCGCUCCUGGCGCUGACUCCAACUCCACAAUACCCACGAGCAAAGCUGGUUACUGGGGAGAGCCGACCGCGGUGCACCAGUUUUGCGAGCCGAAGUACGCGUCGAGCCACUAUUUUGCCGAGUACUUCAACUCCCUCUCAUCGCUGGUAUACGCGGUUGUCGGUUGCUACAUGCUGUGGCAGCGGGAGGCGAUCGCCGUGGUCGUCAUUGGGCUGGGCUCAUGCGCCUUCCACGGGACGAUGCUUUUCGAGCACGAGUUGUGCGAUGAGGUGCCCAUGCUCUUCUUCAUCGGCGUGGCGAUGGCCGCCAAGACCGAUGCGCCGCCCGAAAUGAACCCGCGCAAGCGUGUGGCAGUUGGGGCGGCCAUCGGGGGGCUGACACUGGCAUACGUGCUCUUCCAGACGUAUGAGCUCUUCAUCGGCGGCUUCACUGCCCUCGUCGUCGCCGACUCCGCCCUCGCCUUGACGUGGAGCUCCCGCCAGCGGGUCGUCUCGUGGUGCCGUGACCGCUCGAUUGCGCUGCUCAUCGCGGGCAAGAUUGCGUGGGAGAUCGAGGUGCGGAUGUGCGCGAGCGACGGGCGCGUGUGGCCGCUGCACGUGGCGUGGCACCUGCUCACCGCCGCUGCGCUCUACUACGGUGUCCUCUCCGACACCGCCAACCGGAUCGAUUGCGGCCUCUCUCCGGCCGGCUCGCCCGCCACGCCUUGCCCCCUCUCGGCGUGCUCGCACUAA
Molecule: messenger RNA, 1974 nt
Organism: Emiliania huxleyi CCMP1516
Lineage: Eukaryota; Haptophyta; Isochrysidales; Noelaerhabdaceae
Exons: 10
Coding region: 1-1974 (657 amino acids)
Biological process (GO): ceramide biosynthetic process; ceramide catabolic process
Cellular component (GO): endoplasmic reticulum membrane
Source: RefSeq, a predicted model, not a curated record